AUGAAAGCCGAUAUCCGGCAGCUGAAGGAACAAAUGAGACAGGUCCUAAAGACCCUGGAUGCCUUACGAAGCCCUGGAUGUUUAUGCACACAACGAUCACAACAAGGAGUUCCAGAAGCACAAACUUUCCCUUCCUAUGGUCUUCCCCCGAAUUAUACUCCACCCUCAGGAGUGGACUCGAGACAUCUUGACAGUCAAAAGGCCGAAGGUAAUGCAGUUGAAGUAGAAGACGAGUCUGGGGCAACCACUUUCACAAUUCCUAGGCAGACGAUCCAGCCAAGUAUUGAGAGCAUGAUAAUGAAAAAACAACUUGAGACGAAGUCUCCAUCUUCUGUCAUUACACCAGCAGAUUUUAAGGAUGAUAAGAGCAUAUUAGAAGUCCUUGAAAAGAGGUUGAGAGCCAUAGAGGGUGAAGGAAGUUUUGAAUUUGGAGAUGCUAAAAAACUAUGUUUAGUUCCUGAUGUGGUGAUACCUCCAAAGUUCAGGCUGUCAGAGUUCGAGAAAUAUCGGGGAAAUACUUGCCCAAGGGGCCAUAUAAGCAUGUACUGCAGGAAAAUGGCAGCUUAUGCCCUCGAUGAAAAACUUUUGAUUCAUUUCUUCCAAGAAAGUUUAAUUGACGAGGCUCUAACUUGGUACAUGCGCUUAGAAACUACUCACAUCUACUCAUGGAAAGAUCUGGUUGAGGCAUUCCUAAGGCAGUAUGGAUAUAAUAAAGAUUUGACACCUGAUAGAGCACAACUGAAGAACACGGUGAAGAAAGAGUCUGAAUCAUUCAGAGAAUAUGCCCAAAGGUGGAGAGAGAUUGCUGCUCAAGUAAAGCCGUGCCUGAGCGACAAGGAGAUGACUAUCACUGAUAAUUGGAGAGAGGGUUUGAGUGGCAUAAGAAGUGGAAAAAUUGCACUAGGCCCAGAGCUAGUAGCCAGUUUAAACGAUUAUGGUCCUGGACAUGAGAAGGAUAAGAAGCGAAGAGCUAAUUCCCAUUUUACUGCCUAUCCUCAAAUGUCACAUUCCUAUGGGUCCAGUCGAGCCAUUGAGCGAAGAAAUUACAAUCGCGAUAAGAGGGUCGCCAACUUCACUCCUAUCCCCAUGACCUAUACAGAGCUACUACCAGAUCUUCUCCGCAGAAACCUCAUAAAGAUUUGUCCAACCAGGCCUAUACGACCUCCGUAUCCAAGGAGUUAUGACGUAAAUGCCAGGUGUGAUUGUCAUGGAGGGGCGUGUGGACAUUCAAUAGAGGCAUGCAAGGCUCUGAAACGUAAAGUGCAAUCUUUGAUUGAUUCAGGAUGUUUAAAGUUUGAAGAAAUGCAAUCCAACACUGUGGCAAGGCGUGAGUUCACCUCUACAAAUGCCAUGGACGAGUGA
Molecule: messenger RNA, 1362 nt
Organism: Vigna angularis (adzuki bean)
Lineage: Eukaryota; Viridiplantae; Streptophyta; Magnoliopsida; Fabales; Fabaceae
Exons: 2
Coding region: 1-1362 (453 amino acids)
Source: RefSeq, a predicted model, not a curated record